Messenger RNA from Fusarium venenatum, 2259 nucleotides. RefSeq lists its product as uncharacterized. The record is from RefSeq and is a predicted model, not a curated record. Lineage: Eukaryota; Fungi; Ascomycota; Sordariomycetes; Hypocreales; Nectriaceae.
AUGGCUGGCUACCAAGCCGUGAACAAUAUGGAGGCUCAAGCGUAUGGGCAGGAGCAAUCUUCACGUCGCGGACAAGCUGGAACACCACGAGAAAAAUCAGAACAAUGGAACCUCAAUGUCAACUACCAACCUCCGAUAAGAUCAGCUACAACAUUCAUCGUCCCACCCAGGCAACCACGAGUUCGAGAAUGGUGGCGCAGAAUCGGUCUCAUUGGUACCAUCAUCCUCGGCGUCGGCACUGCAGCCAUUCUACUUUCAGGUGCUCUCCUCAUCUUCCUCUACAAAGGCGCAGACAAAGCGAGAAAUCGCGAUCCCCGAUCUGAGUUUUGGGAUCUGAUUGUUUUCAACGAAUGGGCUACGCGACUUGUCACCAUUUGUUCUGCUAUUAUUCGUGUUUCUAUGGGAUUCCAGAUCGGGUUUGCAGCGGCAGCUAUGGCAGCGGUGAUACUCGAGACUUCAGGAAGUCGCUUUGUCGAUACAGCAAUGUUGUCGAUUCAGAGAGCGGCUAGUUCCAGCGCUGGUCCUGGAAGUAUGAUACCAACAGCCUGGCAGCACUUUUCGUCAGGUCGUGGCUCGGGAUUGCUGCAUCUGGUGAUUCUUGCAUCAGCCUUUGUUAUCGCCUUGGUCUCAACUUUGACCUCUACGAUUAUUCUUUUCGACUUUGGCCAAGAUCAGAUCUCUGCACCGAUGGAAACACGUGUCACAGCAGUUGGAUUCGACACCCAAGAAAUCUUUCCCUUCAAUGGUAUCUCGUAUUGGAAAUCAAGACCACUUGCACAUUGGCGAUUCGCAGAGGCUCGCCCGGCCAAGAUGGAUACCGAACUUCGAACAGAUCACGCGAUAGACACGGGAGACAUCUACCGAGCUAUGCUUCCAUUCGAUAACGCUACUGAAAGGACUAGUCUGGAGUUCUACGAAGGACCUGCUGUUGUUGUCAACCAACGCACAGCCUGUUUUGCACCAAAGUUUGAGAGGACAAUACUCAAAUACCAGCAAGGCGAUAGUGAAGUUACCAGUGGCUUGUAUCUCAAUGCUAGCUUUGCUGUUGAGAACCAAGCAGUAGACUUGCUUGGAAGCGCCCCGACCUCUCCCAAGAACAUAAUCUGCAGAGUUCACAACGAGUGGAACACCACCUUGGAUCACAAUACUCUGCCUAUCUCUUUGUGCAGUACCACCGCGGAUGCCGUUUCUACCAAGAACGGGACAAAGAAUCCUCUUUCUGGCUGGGCUUACAGCUUUAAUUCGGUACUGCUUGUUAACUCUGGCUCAUCCUUGAACGGAAUUGGGCCAACGUACGACGACACGACCGGAAAGCCUUCAAAGGUUGAGAUUCCAGAUAAUCUUCAGAACUUGACGUCUGUUCGCGAUGGGCCUUGGACAACGGUUCAUACAGCAGACGGACUGGAAGCGUUCAAUGCGACUGUCUGCUAUAUCAGCCAAAACCUACCUCAUCGAUACAAUGUCACCAUAUCUGGACGAGCUAUUGACGGUGAGCCCGAGUCUUUGUACGAGUGGUCCGAUAUAUCUACCCAGGGAAACGGUACUGGCAUCUUAAAACAGCUGGGUGUUGGAGUUUCUUCUGGAAGUACAAAGGAUCGAGACAUACUGGAUCUUGAAGUUCAUUCCGACCCAGAGCUGUGGGCUGAUCCCAAUGAUGAAGCCAGAGUUCGGACUGCAUACGGUCUACUGUGGACUACACUUGUGGAAUAUUCUCUGUUGGGAAGUUGGAGUUUUGCAGGAAGAAUCAUGACCAACAAUAUCCUGUCGCAAUUUAUCUGGCCAACCCAUCCGGAGCAUUCUGCUGUGGUUCAAAACAUCAUUCAAGAGACAGGCGAUCCUGCGCAAGCGAUGCAAGCACUUGUAUUCCGCUUCUAUCAAAUGCUUUACUACGACUGGCUUCCCAACUACAAGCCAACGCAUCAAGUCACGACCGUAAAUGCCAAAGACGUACUUAUUCCAGGGCAGUGGACUGGUCUUGUUGUCGUGUUGGUCAUUAUCAUUGUUCAUUUUAUCAUUACUGCUGCCACCAUGUAUCUUUUUGCACAGCGCACCACGUCUUCUCUCCUAGGCAAUGCUUGGCAGGCUGUGUCUCAAAUGGUGUCUCCAGAGACACACGAUGUUAUUCGAGCUGCGGGUGGUGAGGGGAUGAAGGAUAAGGAAGUGGCCCAAUUGGUAAAGGCAGCAGGUCGUAUUAAUGAGGCAUAUGUUGUAUCAAGCGGUGGGGAUAACGGAAGGACAGAGUUACGAGCACGCAGGUAG